Rubroshorea leprosula is the source of this 1598-nucleotide messenger RNA. NCBI's taxonomy places the organism in Eukaryota, Viridiplantae, Streptophyta, Magnoliopsida, Malvales, Dipterocarpaceae. The record is from the annotation of a GenBank genome assembly.
GCAGUUGAAACCAAUUGAAUAAUUUCUUCCACUAGUCUGCUGAUUCAGUGAUUCUGUAACCGGAAAAUUUAGGGUUUGAAAGUAGUUGCAGAGGGUUUGGGCAAGAGUGGAGGAGCAAUGGCUGACAAUUUGUUCGAAGGGUUACCACCACCUUCUCAUCAUGAACACCAACAUGAACAGCAAGAAGAAAAGGAGAAAGGAGAGCAAAAGCAACAGCCUUUUUCUUUGAAGUCAAGCAGUAAUACCCACAGAGAAUCUUCUCCAAAGCCUAUUCUCAAGAGCGCCCUCAAGCGACCCAAACCCUCGGAAUCUAUCCCUGAGCCUGAAGUCCCAGGUACUGCACCAGAAAAGCGUCUGAGGUUUAAAACAACAAUGGAUGCCUCAGAGACACAAGUUAUUGAGGCAAUGCAAAAGAUUGCAUCCCAUAUUAAGAGCCCAACAAAGUUUCCAAAGGCCUCAAAGCUUGCCAUACAGCUGAUCCAGGCUGGAAGUGUGAAGCCAGGAACUAGUGAUCACUUCUUUGCUAUCCUAGAAGCUGCAAUGUCAUCAGCAACUUCUUGUAAUGAUCCAUCAGUGCAAGGCGAUUAUCAUGCAUUGUUCUCAGCAGCACAAGAUGCAGCUGAAAUCCUUAACAAGAAGCAGAGGAACCUAUUGACGGCAUGGACUCUUAGGGCAGUCGUAGCAAACGACUUAUUCACUGAUGACAGCUUUGUGUUUUCAAAAAUGGCUAGUAAACUAAAAGAUACCAUAUCAACCCUUCCAAUUGCAACUGAGGAUGAUGAUGUUGAAGAAGCUGCCAUCCUGAAAGAGGAGGGUCAUGAGACAGAGGUUACCAAUGCCAGUGGAGAUAGUCAAAAGGAGCAGGUUCCAGAUGAAGAAAAGAAAAAGGAUGAGUCUGAUCCAUUUGGGCUUGAUGCUUUGAUUCCGAGUGCAGGGAAGAAAGAUGAUAGAGCAAAGGGGAAGAAAGAUGCAACAGUCAAGAACAAGAAGGAGGAUGAGGAGGAAACUAAGACAUUUCUCAAGUUGCAAAGAGAAGCCUUGAUUACUUGUUUAGAGAUUGCUGCACGACGUUACAAAACUGCAUGGUGCCAGACAGUAAUAGAUAUCUUGGUGAAGCAUGCGUUUGAUAAUGUAGCCAGGUUUACAUCUAAACAGAGGGUUGCUAUUGAGAAACUGUGGGCUUCUGUUCGGGAACAGCAAAUUCGUCGGAAGCAAGGGAAAUCAGUAUCCGGGAAACUUGAUGUGAAUGCUUUUGAGUGGCUCCAGCAGAAAUAUGCUAGUGAGAAAAUCAGCAUUCGCCAUUCUGUUGGGGCUAGUGGGGAGCGUCAUGCCGAGCAAUGGCUUGGUUAGCAUUUGUCUGCCAAGUUUCUUGUAUCGUCAUUACUGAGAACAUUGAUGUUCGUCAAACAACUCAUACUUCUAAUGUAAUAUGCCUUUUUGUGUAAAACAUUUUCGCUGUAACACCAUUCACAUGUAAAGCUAGAAAUUGGUUGCUGCACAAGAAUGGGUUCAUUCUCUGAAGUGAUGAAAGUGUGUUGAUAGAAUUUUGACAGCAACUUGCUCGCUGCAUGAAGUCACCAUAAACUAGGUGGGGGUCU